Ilex paraguariensis (yerba mate) is the source of this 1263-nucleotide messenger RNA. The record is from the annotation of a GenBank genome assembly. Lineage: Eukaryota; Viridiplantae; Streptophyta; Magnoliopsida; Aquifoliales; Aquifoliaceae.
AUGAGUUGGGUGGAUGAGGUUAAAGGUGACCUCGAACUCAGAAAGAAGGGCAAUGUCUCAACAGAGUUGGGGCCCUUUAAGAAACGGUCCAUCUACAAAGUACCAACCUUCAUUGCAGAUCUAAACAAGAAAGUCUACAGUCCUCAUGCAGUCUCAUUCGGCCCUUACCAUCACGGCGAGCCUCCUUUGAAACCAGUGGAGUCUCACAAGAAGCGUUCUCUCCUUCAUUUUCUUGAGAAUAGAGCAAAAGUUCCUCUUGAAACCAUCUUCGAUUCCUUCACCAAAGUGGAAAAAGAGUUGAAAGAUUCAUAUGAUUCACUUGAUCCUAAGUGGCAAAGUGACCAAGAAGGGUUCUUGAAGCUGAUGAUUGUUGAUGGCUGUUUCAUGCUGGAAAUUUUCCGGGCAGCCAUUCAAACUCCGGCCGAUUACGACGCUGAGGAUCCGAUUUUCGGCAAUCACGGGAAGCUCCAUAUCAUGCCGUUUAUCAAGCGGGACAUGUUGAUGCUUGAAAAUCAACUUCCCAUGCUUGUUCUUCACAAUCUUCUGGCUAUUAGUAAGAAAGAUGACAAGCCCGUGCAGAAGCUUAUCCUCAAUUUUUGUGAUCCUGCACGUCAAAAUCUUCCAGCGAUGGGAAAUUGCUUGCACGUACUUGAUAUGUAUCGGAAAAGCUUGUUCACGAAAGACUCCCACCACGACUCAGCCUUCGUCUCCAUCUCCAUGACCGGAACCGUUACCCCAACCGGCACUUGCACUGGCACUGGAACCGUCACCGGAACCGGCACUGGCACUAGUAGCGGUGCCAGCAGACAAGAUAGAAGCACAGGGCCGAGGAAAGGCGCGCGCGACGCUGCAAUUCCGAUCACCCGAUCCGCAACAGAGCUGGACGAAGCUGGUGUCCUAUUCAAGCGGAACAAACAAAGCCAGAGUAUCACAGACAUCUCAUUCGAAGGAGGAUUGACAGGAGUCGGCAACGUCAUACAUUUGGCCAGAAGGAUCAUUCGGAAUUUCAUCGGAAGUGACAAAGCUGCGGCGAAUUUGUUCAACACGAUCUCAAAGGACGUGACGAUAGAUCCGACGAGUAGGCUGGGGUCGGUGCAUUCGGAUGUGAGCCAGUACUGCGAGAAGCAGUUGAACAGGUGGCGAGCCAACCUGAUACAUACCUACUUCACGAAUCCGAGGACUGCUAUCUCCGUCGUCGCCGCCGGUGUUCUUUUCGGGCUCACCAUAGCUCAGACUGUGUACAGCAUUUUGCAAUACUACUAG